AGGAACCCUGGCAACGCUGUCACAAAGCUAACGUUUUCCAUGUAGACUGCUUCAGCUUUGUCAACAUGCACUUUAGUGUUAAUCCAGGCUGUCUACCAUUUGAUCUCUUCUUUGUAGCUUCCUCAAAAGCGUGCUAACAAAUUUACAAUGGAAUUUUUUAGCGAGCCGAGCUAGCCUAGCUAGCAGACUUUUUCUUCGUCGUAGCUACAAUCAUUUGACAAGCUAACCAGAACGAGUUGUUGUUAGCUUGAGCUGGCUUGGCGAAUAUGGCGAUUGUGUCUGGUUCCUGUGCUAGGGUGAACGGAUCGAGGAAUGGGCCGUCGGUGUCAGCUACACCAUCUGGAUCCGUUGGACAAUCUCAGCCCAUGAUAGCGGUGUGGGAAUGGCAGGAUGACCUGGGGUACUGGCGGCCUUACAGCGGCCAAGUGAGCGCCUACAUCGAGCGGUGUCUGGCACCGCGGGGCCAUAGAGGAGGAGGACCCGGCUCAACGAGCAUCUGCCUCGGACAAUCAGACCCCAGCCUGUCGCCUUAUCUCAUUGACAUACCUAGCUUGAAACAGUUUCGGCAGGACACAGGAAAGACACGAUCAGUACGUCGGUCCCUGUUUGCUCAGUCCUCAGGCCUCGGCAGUGGUGUUUACUGGGAAUGGGCCAACGACGAAGGAGGAUGGACUCCGUAUGAGACUCGAACCUCUAUCCUUUUGGAGCACAGCUAUCAGGCCCGCCAAGGCACGGCAGACUUAAGCCCACAUGGAUACAAUUACAUAGUGGAUCUCACAUCUCUAGCCCAAGUCAACAAAUCCACGGGCUUCAGACGGCAGGUCCGACGGCAGUGUAACCUCCCCUACCCCCUGGCCUCCUCUGGCCCCCCAGCCAUCCCUUCGGGCCCCGCCUGCUCCUGCCAGCAGUGUUUGAGCCACAGCAGCACAGGACCCAUGCCUAGCCGUUCGCGACAUUCCUUUUCAUCAGGCAGUCUGAACCGGCCCAGCCUCCAAGGGCCGGGAAGGGCUGUGGCAGCUCACCCCACUUCUGUCUAUUCACCGUACCCUAGAAGACCCCUCUCUGUGGGGGGAAUGUCCUGGGGCAGCCCCUGGCCUCCACCACCCUCCGGUAGUCAACUGUCUGCACCGCUUCUGACCAACCCAACCAGUGCCAAUGGGUUAAGUGUUCCUUCCAUCUCUGUGCAGCUGAAUGGAUCCACCAGUGUGAGCUCUGCCCUGGCAGGCAUGGCCUCCAUUUUGAUGUCAGCAGUGGGACUCGGCGUGCACUUCACCACUGCCCCCCUCCCUCAGCAGCAGCAGCAGCAGCAGCAGCAACAGCUACAGCAGCAGCUACAGCAGCAGCAGCAACCUGCUCCUUUCUCUCUUCCUCCUCCUCUCCUCCCCCCAGCCAGCAGGCCCAGCAAGCCCCACAGCAGCAGCAGCAGCAGCAGCAGCAGUUCAGUUAGGAGAGCAAAGAGGCAGCACAGGAGAGCCUCCGCGCAGAGACCUGAGGAGGUGAUUCAGCGCUACAUGGAGGUGGUGGCCGGAGUACCGGAUGAGGACUGCAUUAUCUGCAUGGAUCAACUGUCCAAUCCGUCCGGCUACGAGACGCCCUCCGCAGAGGAGGGAGGCCAGAGCAUCCUGACCGACACUGUGGGAAAAUUCAUCAAGUGUGGACACACCCUGCAUAUGCUCUGCAUGCUGGCCAUGUACAACAACGGAACAAAGGAUGGCAGUCUGCAGUGCCCCUCGUGUAAGACAAUCUACGGAGAGAAGACCGGCACUCAGCCCAAAGGCAAGAUGGAAAUUUACAGCAUCGCCCAGUCGCUGCCAGGCCACCCGGACUGUGGCACCAUCCAGAUCAUCUACAGCAUACCACCUGGCAUACAGGGCCCAGAGCAUCCCAACCCAGGACAGCCGUACACCUGUCGAGGCUUCCCUCGCUUCUGUUUCCUACCAGACAACGACAAGGGCAGGAAGGUGCUGGAGCUGCUGAAGGUGGCGUGGAUGCGACGCCUCAUCUUCACCGUGGGAACGUCCAGCACCACCGGCGAGCCUGACACCGUGGUGUGGAACGGCAUCCACCACAAAACAGAGAUGAUGUCCAAUUUGUCGGGCCACGGUUACCCGGACCCCAACUAUCUGGACAAUGUUCUGUCUGAGCUGGCCUCUCAGGGCGUGACAGAGGACUGCUUCAAACCUCCAGGCGGCGGCAGCGGCGGCAGCAGCUAGGCCACAGCUCUGAGCUUCACACACUUCCUCUCACUGCUGACCACUGAGUUAACCCUUCAGAAUCCACCUCUGGGGCCAGGUGGACCUCCUGCAACCUGUUUGUUAUUAAGUUAAUGUCAGCAUCUGCCCAAAUCUCAUGGAGUGAGCAAAAGGGGGAGAAGUGAGCUGAGUCGAGGUUUCGAAGCCUCUCUGGAAGAAUGCAAAGUGGAGCGCGUGCUGAGAAAGGUUCAAGUUCCACUACAUUCCUGCUCGUCAUGUAUUCCAGGAGACAGAACUCAGAGAAAAAUGGGGCUCGUCUUAGUCUGAGCCACCUCUGCAUCAAACCUCCACAAGCUGGAGACUGUGCUUUUGUUUUGUUUUUAGUUUUUGUCCAUCAAGAGCCUCAUCUGUAUCCCCGUGACCAGCUGCCAUGAGGAUGGCAGCUUACACUGGGGAUAAAAAUCUCAUGAAGCACUUUAGUUCUGACAGUGCAUUUAGCUGAUGAUGUGUGAUUCGCUGGUAAAGGGCAGUUAACUUGUUUUCAGAUUGGGAGGUUAUGCAAUUAAAAUGUUUCUGCUGAAAAGCUUUGUGUUUAGCACAAAGACACACUGAAACUUCUAGUAGCAAAGUGAGUAUAUAUUAGCCUAUUUGAUGAAAAGGGGCAAUAUUAUCUGAUGUAAAUAAAAAAAAAAAAACACGAAUGAAACAAAAAAUAUUGUUAAAAAAACGGUUGUGUCCACAGAUGUCAGUCAAGGAGAAUAAAUUUGUGUAUUUUUUAACAUUUAACACUAAUUCUAAUUUGAUCAUCUGUUAUAUUUUAUUCCCUAACCUGAUUUGAUAGGCAGAUGUCUAAUGCACUCACAGUCUGAGGGUUUUUUCAUGUUUUGACUUUGCAGUAAUUAUGCCCACGGGCGUUCUGCAGCCAUUGUUUUUGCCACUUGACAUGUUACAGUUUGUGUUGUCAUGUAUGUGAGAAGGGACAAGGUUACAUCGUAUAUAGCUUGACAACCUCAACCUCUUUGUCCAAACAGAUGGGAAAGAUCGCUGAGAUUAAAAAAAAAAAACAAAGCAACCAUCUCUGGU
Messenger RNA from Chelmon rostratus (copperband butterflyfish), 3275 nucleotides. It is a transcript of the gene dtx2, whose product is annotated as deltex 2, E3 ubiquitin ligase. The transcript has 9 exons. NCBI's taxonomy places the organism in Eukaryota, Metazoa, Chordata, Actinopteri, Chaetodontiformes, Chaetodontidae. Gene Ontology annotation, biological process: Notch signaling pathway; protein ubiquitination. The coding region runs from base 267 to 2213 and encodes 648 amino acids. The record is from RefSeq and is a predicted model, not a curated record. Gene Ontology annotation, cellular component: nucleoplasm. Gene Ontology annotation, molecular function: zinc ion binding; ubiquitin protein ligase activity.